AUGUCUGAUGCUUCGGAUGAAACAAUUCAAGAAAUAGAUACUGGUAAUGAUCCUGAGGCAGUAACAGAAGAAGAAAUUUAUGUUGAAGGACCUAAUCUCAUAAAGACACUAUUAACCACCGAAAAAGUUAACAUAUAUUAUAACAAACUCCAUUUACUAAGGUCUGACUUUAAAUAUAUAAAUUUGGUGGGAGACAAUGGGUAUCCUUUGCCUAAAACAAAUGGUUUUUUACUUUCAGAUGUUCCUGCAAGUUGCAACCAAAUAAUUUUACACACUAUUUUUGCAGAAUUUGGUAAUAUUUUUUUCCAAUGGAUCGAUGAUACUAAUUGUUGGAUGGUGGUAAAGAAUGAUAAAAAAGCUGAUAAAGUUCCAGAAGGAAUGCUUGGUGAAUCAAAAUUUUUCAAGAAAUUCAAGGAAGGCGGAAAAAAUUAUGAAUUGGCCAGGGAAAAAGGUAUAACAGUCCAAUUUGAUGGUAUUCAUAUCAAAUCUUGGGGAAAAUGGCUUAGAGAAUUGAUGCAUGCAGAAGAAGAUGAUCAAAUGAACGAGGGUGAAGGAGAAUACAUGGCUGAAGGAGAAGAAGAGUGUUAUGAUAAAUCUAGAGAGUUGAUGGAAUUCGAAUUUACUAAUUCUUUUCCACCACCUCAAGAUUUAGAUUCAUCAUGGCCAAUAGACGAAGAAAAUGAAGAAUCACUAGGAGGUACAAAUGCAUCUAGGUAA
Messenger RNA from Entrophospora sp. SA101, 717 nucleotides. NCBI's taxonomy places the organism in Eukaryota, Fungi, Glomeromycota, Glomeromycetes, Entrophosporales, Entrophosporaceae. The record is from the annotation of a GenBank genome assembly.